Molecule: messenger RNA, 7257 nt
Organism: Alexandromys fortis (reed vole)
Lineage: Eukaryota; Metazoa; Chordata; Mammalia; Rodentia; Cricetidae
Gene: Septin6
Product: septin 6
Exons: 11
Coding region: 2611-3921 (436 amino acids)
Biological process (GO): cilium assembly; intracellular protein localization; cytoskeleton-dependent cytokinesis
Cellular component (GO): septin ring; microtubule cytoskeleton; cell division site
Molecular function (GO): GTPase activity; molecular adaptor activity; GTP binding
Source: RefSeq, a predicted model, not a curated record
AAAGGCAUUGCAGGAGACUUGAAUUACACACUAUCCCAGGCUGGGAGGUCCAGGACUGUAGAGAGACCUCGUUAGGGCUCUGAUAGCCUCUGGGGACAGGAAGCUGAGUGUGACACAUGCUUAGCUCACCAAGGUAUCUGUGCUGAAGUGUCCCCAGUGCUGUGAGCUAGAUAGUAUGUGGGGUGUGUGUUGGGGUAGAGGCCGGUAGGACUCCUGGGGAGCCCCACAAUCCCAUUUUGGCCUCCUGCUCAACCAUCCUGGCAACAGCUCUUAUGGAACCCAGUAGGAGCGGGGAGGGGAGGGGCAGAAGAUUUGGUCACCAAGGGGAGCCCCGCCCCCUUCACAGAGGUGGCCAAGGCUGGGGUUGCAGAAAGACCUGGAACUGGGCUGGCCCUAGGGGAAGGCAAUGCCGCCAAAAACAGUGCUUGGCCUGGGCCUUUGUCGUGUGCGCCGCGACACUCCAGCCUUUCUUAGGGACGGCUCAAGUACUGCCUACUGGAGGCCUAGCCUUGAAGUAGCCAAGACCUCUGAUUCCCCACCCCCAUCGGGUUGAGGCCCAAGCCUUAAAGCAGUUCCUCAAUUUUAGCCUUGGUUUUAUGUGUUUGUGCUAUAACCAGUCCAGGGCCUAACCGUUCCCCAAGUGUUCCUGAGGGUCUCAGGAACUACAGCUGUUCCUCUUCCUUGUUCCUGUCACCCACCCUGUGGGUCUCUGAUUGUGCCAGGCCCUUCUCUUUGGUCCACUCUCUUGAGUCUCUAGAAGGAUGAUGGAGUACAACAGUCACCUCCCCGCUGAAUACUUAGUUCUUCAUGGCUGCCCCUCCUGCCACCUUCUCUGUACGCCACUCUCCUCUGCUCUGGAGUCACUGAAUGGAAUAGCACAUUAGGCACUGGGGACACGUUUCAUAGAGCCCUUGUUGUCAAGGUGUGUGACAUAAAGAGUUCCCCGAGAGGACCUGAGAAAAGUUCACUGCCAGGCUGAAUGAAGGACCAGGGAGUUCUUUUGUGGUUACAUUGGUUCCCUGCCUCCUUUCUCCCCAUAUUUUCUAGGCUUGGUCUUUGUGUGAGAUCCCUCUCCUAGGUUCGUUCUCUCUCUCUCUCUCUCUCUCUCUCUCUCUCUCUCUCUCUCUCACUGACUUCAAAAGAGAGAGACCUAAGAUCCUAUGAUUUUGAGGAAUAGGGUGUCCCUCUUGGGCCUCUGACAAGCCAUAUCAUGCCAAGUUCAUCAAUCACAGGGAGCCAUCAAAGAGGCGAUCCCAAGACAGAGAGGUCUGGGGAGGUGGGAAAACCUGCUAGCAAUCACAGCUGGCUCUAAGGAAAAGGGGAGCAGCCAGACAUAGUUCUAGAUUCUGGAAGUUAUGUGCUCUGUUCCAGGUAGGUCAUGUGGUCCUGGGCUGAAUCUGGAUUGAGGAGCAAUUGGAGCUGGACAGAACACCCCUCCUGUAACUCCAUCUGGCUCAACAGAGCUAGAGACCUCCAGUUCCCACCCUGAGACUCCCUUCUGGCUCCCUACCCUAGAAGGUUGAAUGCUCUGCCUCCCUGUUUACCCUGCUCACACUGAGGGCAGGGACCAGAGGGGAACCAGUGAGGUCAGUUCUUAUUAGGUACAGUAGUGGGGAGCCAGGCUCCACCCCACGGAAAUUAUAGCCUCCUGCGACCACGGCUUGGGAACCUCAGGACAGGAAAGACGUCCUCUACAAGCAAUAGGUCAGUUGUGGGGCUGCAGUGCGGCUCCCCCAUUAAAGCUCCAUUUCUGAGCUUGAAUGUGGUGGCGCUGCAGGUGCUGCAACCCCUGCCCUGCUGCCCGCCCCCCCCCCCGCGCCCCAACCUUCCCGGGCCAAGAAGAUAACUUGGUUAGUUAGGAUGGACUACAGUGAAGCAUUGAGACUCCAGAGGCCAGUGCCCCCAUCCAAGUACCUGGGGUUCUCAGUGGGGAGCAUGAAAGGUUAUGGGGGCUGGGAAAAGAGAGGGGAGGACUGCAGAUCUCAGCUUGGGAGCAGAGCGGGGGAAGGGCCGGGACUCCCUUCCAGCCUCGAGUCUGGGGGCUCAGGGAUAUAAGGGAGAACAGGGGUGUGUGUGUGUGUGUGUGUGUGUGUGUGUGUGUGUGUGUGACAAUUCAGCAGAGGUCGGGACGUACCACGGAGCCCAGUAGCGGCAGGGAGGGGGGGCGGAGGACGUGGUCACCGAGGGGAGCCCCCGCCCCCUUCACGGAGGCCGAGGCUGGGGUUGCAGAGAGAACUGGAACUGGGCUCGCCCUAGGGGAAGGUAGCGCGGCCAAUCCGUCCCCUCCCCACACCCUACUCCAAGGGGGUGGGCGAUAGAGAAGAGGUUGGGGUUGGAGCAGCGGUGAGGGGGCCCCUCCCUGGCACCUCCCCCCACCAGACUUGGUCGCGCCCGAAGUGUAACACUUUCUCUUUGUCGGAGGAGCUCCUCUGUUUCCUGUGCAGCAGCUCCCGUUGCGGAGGCACCCGUAGCAGCCCUGGCGGACGAAGGAGCGAUGGCAGCGGCCGAUAUAGCUCGCCAGGUGGAAUCUUUGUACAACUGUGUGAAAUUCCACUGAACAGAGGUGGUUGCGGGCCUGUGGUAGAUUGAUGAUUUUAGUGAUUCGCGGUCAUGAACACGGUGCUACCUGCUAGUCAGGAUAGCAAGGGCGAAGGUUGCCGAACUGUCCCCCUGGCUGGACAUGUGGGGUUUGACAGCUUGCCUGACCAGCUGGUGAAUAAGUCAGUCAGCCAGGGCUUCUGCUUCAACAUCCUGUGUGUGGGGGAGACAGGCUUGGGCAAGUCCACCCUCAUGGAUACCCUGUUCAACACCAAGUUUGAGGGGGAGCCGGCCACCCACACACAGCCAGGUGUUCAGCUCCAGUCCAAUACCUAUGACCUCCAGGAGAGCAACGUGGGGCUGAAGCUCACGAUUGUGAGCACCGUGGGCUUUGGGGACCAGAUCAACAAAGAGGACAGCUAUAAGCCUAUAGUGGAAUUCAUAGAUGCACAGUUUGAGGCCUACCUGCAGGAGGAGCUGAAGAUCCGGAGAGUACUGCACACCUACCAUGACUCCCGAAUCCACGUCUGCUUGUACUUCAUUGCCCCCACAGGACAUUCGCUUAAGUCUCUGGACCUAGUAACCAUGAAGAAGCUGGAUAGCAAGGUGAAUAUCAUCCCCAUCAUUGCCAAGUCAGAUGCCAUCUCUAAGAGUGAGCUGACAAAGUUCAAGAUCAAAAUCACCAGUGAACUUGUGAGCAAUGGAGUCCAGAUCUAUCAGUUCCCCACGGAUGACGAGUCAGUGGCUGAGAUCAACGGAACCAUGAAUGCCCACCUGCCGUUUGCUGUCGUUGGCAGCACAGAAGAAGUGAAGAUAGGCAACAAGAUGAUGAGGGCGCGGCAGUAUCCUUGGGGGACUGUGCAGGUUGAAAAUGAGGCCCACUGCGACUUUGUGAAGCUGCGGGAGAUGCUGAUUCGGGUCAACAUGGAGGAUCUGCGGGAGCAGACCCACACCCGGCACUAUGAAUUGUACCGCCGCUGUAAGCUGGAGGAGAUGGGCUUCAAGGACACCGACCCUGACAGCAAACCAUUCAGUUUACAGGAGACAUAUGAGGCGAAGAGGAAUGAGUUCCUAGGGGAGCUCCAGAAAAAAGAAGAGGAGAUGAGACAGAUGUUUGUCCAGAGAGUCAAAGAGAAAGAAGCUGAGCUCAAGGAGGCGGAAAAAGAGCUGCAUGAGAAGUUUGACCGUCUGAAGAAACUGCACCAGGAAGAGAAGAAGAAGCUGGAGGAUAAGAAGAAAUCCCUGGAUGAUGAAGUGAAUGCUUUCAAACAGAGAAAGACAGCAGCUGAGCUGCUCCAGUCUCAGGGUUCUCAGGCUGGGGGCUCGCAGACUCUGAAAAGGGAUAAAGAGAAGAAGAAUAAUCCAUGGCUGUGUACUGAAUAGUAUGCCCUGCUACAGCUGGACUGGACUCCACUUAGCCUUUUAAGAGAAGGUUCUUAUUUUAACUGACAACUUUUUUUUAAUGGUGCCAGACAGCUGGGCCCUCCACCCCUGCUCUGGUACUUAAAGCUUCUCUCUCUCUCUCUCUCUCUCUCUCUCUCUCUCUCUCUCUCUCUCUCGCGCGCGCGCGCUCUUUUUUUUUUUUUUUUGAGUUCUGCAACUUGCUUCUGCCUUCCAGUCCGACUGGCGUGGACCAUGACCUUCUUCUUUUUUCAUAUUUUAAAGGUGGUUGUAUAAUCACUACCUCUAAAACACGCAAGGUGUUUCGGAACUGUUGCAAAAGGGCAGAGCUAUUCUCUACAAUCACAGUUAACACCUGGAAGCCAAGACUAAGCCCAGAGCAGAACUAGUUGAAAGCGAACAAGUCAAUGUGCACACUUUCUCUGUUUUAUGGUCAAAGAGAGGCAAUGUUGAUAUGUACUGGCCUGUGGCCAGAGGCAAGAACAGGGUGACAAUGGGAAAGCAUGAGCUAAUUUCUUGGGAAAAAUCAACUAGAAGUAGAGAAAUUCAGGUAACCCUAUGCCUAGAGCUAAAACAGAACAAGGCACCUCCACCAAAACAGAAAGCCCAAAGAAGAAUCCCCAAAUACCUUUGGUUACACAGUCAGUAGUCGGGGGAGUCAGGCUACUGAGUUAACUGAGUCUCCUUGAGAAAGAUCUCUUAUUUGUAGCCAUGGGGUUCUGUGGGUUGGUUUUUUUUUUUUUUUUUUUUUUUUUUUUUUUUUUUUGAGACAGGGUUUCUCUGUGGUUUUGGAGCCUGUCCUGGAACUAGCUCUUGUAGACCAGGCUGGUCUCGAACUCACAGAGAUCCGCCUGCCUCUGCCUCCCAAGUGCUGGGAUUAAAGGUGUGUGCCACCACCGCCCGGCGGCGGGGGUUUUUGUUUUUAAGACAGGUUCUUACUAUGUAGCCCUGGCAUCACAGCGUAGAUUAGGCUGGCCCUCAAAUUCACAAGAGAUCUGCCUGCCUGCAUUUAAAGGCAAACACCAGCUAACGUGCGGACCCAGCUGUUUUAGGCAUCUUAACUCACCUUUGCAAUUGUAUAUAAAUUCACUACUUGAGGCUUGAGGAUUUCAAAAUACUUUGCAAGUAUUUGAGCUAGACCACUUUUCAAAAGCAAGGAGGAAUUGUAAUAAGGUGGGAACUUUUUGGCCAGCAUGGAUGAUGUAACCCCUACGAGGAUAUUGACAUGUAAAGAAAUGAAGGCACUUAUCUGAGGUUCCACUGCUAUUUCUUGGCAAAGUCCAAGCAAAAUUUUGUCUUUGGGUUCCCAAUCCAUUUCAGCAAAGGGACCCAAGUAUUUAUGUAUGUUCCUGAAGGCAAUUUUUUUUUUUUUAUGUUCAGAGAAAUCAGUCAUUGUUAGAGGAGUCUUGAGGGUUUUCACAUAGAAGAAUAGGAUAGGAUGGAUAGGGGCAGGUGGAGAGAAGACUUCAGGCCAGCUACUAUGAUGCCUGAUGGUCAGUUAGCUUUCCUAUAAAUCUGAACCAGGACCAGGCCAGUGUCCAUUUCACUGGUACACUAUGUGGCUUCUUGUAAUCAGGGAACUUUGGUGGAAAUAAAAAGCCAUCAGACUCAUUAAAGAAGUUGAGAUGAUGCUAAAUUUCACUGAGCAGCUCUUCUCACUGUAAGUGGGAAGGUUUUUGUUUUUCUUCACUUGAACAUCUUUUUGUGUGUGAGACAGGGUUUCUCUGUGUAGCCCUGGCUAUCCUGGAACUAGCUCUUGUACACCAGGCUGGCCUUGAACUCACAGAGAUCCACCUGUCUCUGUGCUGGGAUUAAAGGCACGUGCCACCACCGCCCUGCACUGAGCAUCUUGAAUCAGUACUGUUGUUACUAUUCUUUAAAAAUACUCAAAAUUCUGUUUCCUUCUAGUGAAACAAAAACCAUUAAAUAUGAUCUGUGCUCUUGUUUUUCUAGACUAGAAUGGAAUGGCUUUCCUGAAACACACACACACACACACACAACAUUCAUUUCUCUGAAGCCAACAAGUCUGGUUUCCCCACCUAGUUCGGGUCUUUUUUAAAAACUCACUUGGCAUUCACAUGUGGCUGUUAAUAUGUGCUUAUUUUUUAAUUAAAGCAAGACUCAUUAAACUGGUGUGUGGUGUUCUUCAAACCUUCUCAACAGAUUUCUCCAUGGUGAUGGUCCCUCCGUGACCUGUUCCUGUCUUCUUGGCAUUUAAUCUACGCUACCUUCCACUGCCCACUCCCCUUGCAUGCCACUUUAAAUGCCCUUUCUCUUCAGCUAAUUUUGUGUUUUCUCUCUCUUUCUCUCUCCCUCUCCAGCUUUUUUUAACCUUGUCUUCAGCAGCUGUACUAAGUCUAAAGGAGAAGACUGCCGUUAUCGAAGAGUCAGUUAGGGCUCCAUAUUGUCUCAAGCAAGAACCCAACCAGUUCCCCUCCCCUGCACCUGUGCACAUAACACCACACUCGAGUGUACAUGUGUCCCUGUGUCCAGGCAAGAAGCUCUCUUCUGACUUACAUGGUGUUUUACAUGGAAGUGUCUUGUCCUAAACUCACAAGGCAGGAAAAGAAUCAUCAGAGCUGGAAUUGGACCAAAUGUAACCUCAGAGAGCCAACGACAGAACCACUCACCCAGGUGUUAAGUGAUUGGGGCAGGAGAUCUCAGCUGUGGGUGUGGAAUUGCUGUUCACAGGGUUUUGAGUUUUCUGUUUGUUUUUUAAAAACAACUCUCUGGGUCGAUGGGUUGACUGUGUUCAGCCACCAUCAGGCUGAUUCUGAAUAUGGACGAGAAAGUUGAGUGACAUUUGCAUCUUCAGCAUUUGCAGACCUUCUGUAGCCCCCAGCGAGGGGGAGGCAUGGAGCAUUAACAUUCUGCUGGAGAAAAACUGACUGACGGGGGUUUAAGCUUAGUGAGAACAAAGCUUCUCCACGCAAACUUCCGCGGGGCUUUGGGGGCUUUGCAAGAGGUUUCUGCUCAACUUGGUAUCUGGAAGGAGAGCUUUGAUGUUGGUAACUCUGCCUUCAAUUCAUUGGCUUUACUUAAUAUCCAAAAACCACGUGAGUGUGCUCCUUCCCACGUAGCCAUCCCACAAACACCAACACUCUGCUGUCUGUCUCUUGAGAGAGCCUCUUUGCAUGUUUUCCAGAAGCUGUGUUUGUUUUCCUUUCUUCUCUGUGGUUCUUUUGGCUCAAAGGUGUGACCAGUCACUGCCCUUCUGGGGCUUUCAUUUUCCACAAGAUACAUCCCAGAACCAGCACUGUUUAGCUCAUUAUCUUUCUAAUGUCCAUGUCUAUUUUCAAUAAAAUUCAAAGAAAUGUU